This is a messenger RNA of Coccidioides posadasii C735 delta SOWgp, 1017 nucleotides long. It is a transcript of the gene CSM3, whose product is annotated as chromosome segregation in meiosis- protein. Gene Ontology annotation, molecular function: DNA binding. Gene Ontology annotation, biological process: replication fork arrest; DNA replication checkpoint signaling; replication fork processing. Lineage: Eukaryota; Fungi; Ascomycota; Eurotiomycetes; Onygenales; Onygenaceae. Gene Ontology annotation, cellular component: nucleus; replication fork protection complex. The record is from RefSeq and is a predicted model, not a curated record.
AUGGCGGAAGACACAGCCUUUGAUGACCUUUUUAACUACGAUGCCGGAAUCGAAGAUCUAUUGCGCGAUCCAGAAGAAGAGAAAAAUGACGGGAGGGCUUCUGGAACGGGAACGGGGAGUACGGAGAAUAAGAACGAUGACCUAGUUGGCCUCGAAGAAAUUAAAAUCACUAGGAAAAGAGCACCACCAGUGAAGCUCGAUGAAAACCGACUACUUUCCCAGGCGGGAAUUCCUAAGCUACGAAAAUCUGCAAAAACGAAGCUAAAGUUUAAGGGAAAGCGUCACGAGUUUUCGGAUGUUGCACGUCUUCUGAACUUCUACCAGCUUUGGCUAGACGACCUAUACCCGCGCGCAAAGUUCGCGGACGGCCUGUCAAUCAUUGAAAAGCUGGGCCACACAAAACGCAUGCAGGUCAUGCGGAAAGAGUGGAUUGAUGAAGGCAAGCCCGGCCGAAAUUUAUACGACAGUAAUGCCACCUCCCUCGACCCCAAUAGCGAUAAUAGAGGCGACAAAGACACGGCAGAUCCAACAAUUCCUUCCAUCUUUCAACGAACACUGGAGCAGAGCGCUCCAGCUAUGGAAGCUCAUCGGAACGAUCAAGCAGAGAGCACUCAUAGCCCUAAGCGUCUUUCCGACUCAGAAAUACCAUCCAUCUUUGGCGGUGGCAAGGCAAUCUCAUUAAGGAACAAUGCCGACGACGAUGAUGAUCUUUUCGUCCCUGGAAAUGAAGGCAUGGACAUCGAUCCUCCAGUCCAAGCCUCACAAGUACCCGAAGAAGAUGACCUCGACACAUUUCUUGCAGAGCAAGAAAGCACAAUGCAAAAUACGGCCCAUGGGUUAGGAAUACUAAAGCCAAAUGCCCCACCAGCGGACGAAGAGGACGACUUAGACGCCCUUCUCGCCGAGGCAGAAAAUACACCUGCGCGUGCACCGAAAACUGGUCACCUAGAAGUGAAUCGCCCAGCUGCGGAUGAUUUCGAUGAUGAAUUACAUAUGUUGAAUGAAUUCGGAUUGUAA